This is a messenger RNA of Verticillium alfalfae VaMs.102, 1200 nucleotides long. RefSeq names its product branched-chain-amino-acid aminotransferase. The record is from RefSeq and is a predicted model, not a curated record. Lineage: Eukaryota; Fungi; Ascomycota; Sordariomycetes; Glomerellales; Plectosphaerellaceae. Bases 1 to 1200 code for a protein of 399 amino acids. Gene Ontology annotation, cellular component: mitochondrion. The transcript is spliced from 3 exons. Gene Ontology annotation, biological process: L-valine biosynthetic process; L-leucine biosynthetic process. Gene Ontology annotation, molecular function: branched-chain-amino-acid:2-oxoglutarate transaminase activity.
AUGGCCCCCGCCGCCGUCUCCCCCGGCGUCCAGGACGUCGAUCUGACCUCCUCUGCCAUUGAGCGCAAGCUUGACGCCCUGCCCGUCAAGAAUGGCAGCGCCGUCGGCGUCAGCGCCGACGCAAAUGGCAAGAAGGUCUCCCAGCCCGCCGAGCUCGACGCCUCCAAGCUCGUCUUCACCCGCAACACCAACCCCCGCGCCGUGCCCUCGGAGGCUGUCGCCAACUCGGGCACCGAGACCAUCUGCACCGACCACAUGAUCACCGCUACCUGGAAUGCCACCACCGGCUGGGCCGCCCCCGAGCUCAAGGCUUACGGCCCCCUCUCACUCAUGCCCACCGCCUCCGUCCUCCACUACGCCACCGAGUGCUUCGAGGGUCUCAAGUGCUACCGCGGCGAGGAUGGCCGCCUUCGCCUGUUCCGCCCGAGCCUCAACGCCGCCCGUAUGCUCAUGUCGACCCUGCGCAUCUCUCUCCCCGCUUUCGCGCCCGCCGAGCUCGAGAAGCUGCUGCACGCUCUGCUCGCCGUCGACGGCCCCAAGUGGCUGCCCCGCGACCGCCCGGGCUCCUACCUCUACAUCCGUCCCACCAUGAUCGGCACCCAGUCCCAGCUCGGCGUCCAGGCCCCCUCCGAGGCCAUGCUCUACAUCAUCGUCUCCUUCAUGCCCCGCAUGGACUCGCCCCCCGGCGGCAUGCGCCUGCACACGUCCCCCGAGGACCAGGUCCGCGCCUGGGUCGGCGGCUUCGGCUACGCCAAGGUCGGCGCCAACUACGGCCCCUCCCUGGCCGCCACCGUCGAGGCGCGCAAGCGCGGCUUCGGUCAGAUCCUCUGGCUCUACGGCGAGGACCAGCUCUGCACCGAAGCCGGUGCAAGCAACUUCUUCGCCGCUGGAAGACCAGCAGGCCCCUCCAUGAUUGAGCUCCGCCUCGCCGGUCAGGUCGACGUUGUCGAGCGCAAGUACUCCAUCGACGAGGUCAUCGAGCCCGCCCCGAGGGUCGCCUUCUCGAGUCCUUUGCCACCGGCACCCGCCUACUUUGUCUGCCCCAUCUCCCUCAUCCACCACCGCGGCAAGGACAUCAACAUCGGCAUGGGCUCCGGCGAGGGCGGCGAGCUCACCCUCAAGCUCAAGGGCUACAUGCGCGACAUCAUGUACGGAGGCGAGGAGCACGAGUGGGCCGUCACCGUCCAGGAGGAGCAGUAA